GCUGGACAUCCUCUGAACGAUCCUGAAACACGCCUCACUUCUUCCAUCCGCCUCAUUCCUCCUGCAUGCGGUGCAAACAUGUGGCCUAUCAGAAUGCUGAGCUUCCUCAUGCUCAUCCUUUCACUGUGUGAUGCUGGCAGCACAUGCACAAUAGAGGACAGCCCUCUUAUUCUGCACCCACGUAGGAUUAUAGAAGAAUAUGGAGGAAAUCCUGUCUCUGUAAACUGUACCAGUGAAAGUGAUAAUCAUAAUGGGAUGUACUGGACAGUUGGAAAUGAAAGCUCUCCCAUCGAAAAAGAAGAACCUUUAAUCUCCUACUCAGUGCCACUGUCAGACUGGGAUGUGAAGGCCGAGUGUAAAAUAAAAUUAAAUGAGUCUUAUGAAUGUAGCAGGAAACUUAAAGUUAUUCUAUUUAAAAAUCCAGAAGUUGUUCUUUCUGCACAGCGUGUAAAUGUGAUGGGAGAAGAAACACAGCACAGACUGCAGUGUGACAUCAUCAAUGUUGCUCCUGUUCAGCACCUCACUGUUAGCUGGUACAAAAACAAUGAAAGCAUCAUGACACAGUCUUUCAAUGACACAACCAAAACACCAGUAAAUGAGUCCUCUGUUCUGAGAGUCACCAUCAGCAGAGAAGAAAAUGAAGUUCAGUUCAGAUGUGAAGCUCAGCUGGACUUUGGAUCAUAUGGACCACAACUUCCUGUCAUUUCUCAAACAUACAGUAUUUCAGCACACUAUGCUCCUGAGCUGAACACAAAAAAUAAUCCUCAUGACAUUUCAACACUUGAGGGCACUGAUAUCACCUUGAGCUGUGAAGCUGAGGGAAACCCUCCUCCUGUCUAUCACUGGACUUGUGAUGGAGUGAAUCAGUUGGAGAACACAAACAGUCUCAGCAUCACUGGAGUGAACCAUAAUGUGACCUGCACCUGCACAGCUACCAAUGAUCUGGGAAACAUAACUAAGACAAUUCAUGUUCAUGUCAAAGAAAGAGGUUGCCCUCUCACACUGACGCCUUCUGAAAUUGUUGUGAGAUUUGGAGAUCCAGUUUCAAUCAACUGCAGCACAUCAGCCACAUAUGUUGUUGGAAUGGGCUGGGAGGCUCCAUUUGGAGGCACGGGAUUUGAACCUCCUCCUGCUGUCAUAUGGAGGGUCGAAAAAGUGGAAGAGUGGACUCCAAGUCCUUCCUGCUAUGCUACUCUGGAUGAUCAUUCCCAGUGUUUAGUGAGUCCAGUCAUCACUGUUUAUAAACCUCCAGACUCUGUGUCAGUCUCUGCAGUGGAUCAUAGUUCCAUACUGGAGGGCAGAGAGUAUCACCUGAAAUGUGAUAUCAACAAUGUGGCUCCUGUGCAGAAUCUCAGUGUGACGUGGUACAGAGGCAAAGAAACUGUGCUCACACAGAAGUUUGAUGAAUUCAGUGUGACUCCAGUAAAUAAAUCUUCUAGUCUCAGAGUCACCGCUCAGAGAGAUCACAAUGGAUCAGUUUUCAGAUGUGAGGCUGAGCUGCAGCUGGGACCCAAAGGACCAGAGUUGUCCCCUUCUGUGAUCUCAGCACCUUACACUGCUGUUGUUCUCUAUGCCCCUGAGUUCAAAGAAGGCAGUGACAGCAAGGAGGUGCUCCUGGGUGAGAAUGUUACUUUAAGCUGCAGUGCUGACAGUAACCCUCCCGCUAUCAUUGAAUGGAUCUAUGCAGCUGCUGGGAAUUCAAAAGAGACCACCGAGGGGCGCCAGAGGACUGUCACUAUCACCAGAGCCACCUUCAUCAAUGCCGGUGUUUACAUUUGUGUUGGAGAGAACAAAGUUGGGAGAAAGGCAAGAUCUGUCACACUGCUGGUCAAAGAUGGAAGUACUAAAAUCCUCUUUCCAGUCAUUUGGGUGUUUCUCAUUGUGUUCACCAUCGGCGUCGUCCUGCUCAUGUUCCUUUUAAACAAUAUGAAGAAAAAACGUGGACAUUACAGUGUUUCUUCCAACAAAGUACCAAAGGGUUCAGAUAUCCCUUUGGUACCAGUUAAUAGCAGUAUUUAG
Messenger RNA from Archocentrus centrarchus (flier cichlid), 2019 nucleotides. Its product is annotated as intercellular adhesion molecule 1-like. Bases 79 to 2019 code for a protein of 646 amino acids. Gene Ontology annotation, cellular component: membrane. Lineage: Eukaryota; Metazoa; Chordata; Actinopteri; Cichliformes; Cichlidae. Gene Ontology annotation, molecular function: integrin binding. Gene Ontology annotation, biological process: cell-cell adhesion. The record is from RefSeq and is a predicted model, not a curated record. The transcript has 8 exons.